Amphiprion ocellaris (clown anemonefish) is the source of this 1955-nucleotide messenger RNA. It is a transcript of the gene gnb5b, whose product is annotated as guanine nucleotide binding protein (G protein), beta 5b. The transcript has 13 exons. Bases 183 to 1370 code for a protein of 395 amino acids. Lineage: Eukaryota; Metazoa; Chordata; Actinopteri; Pomacentridae. Gene Ontology annotation, molecular function: protein binding; signaling receptor complex adaptor activity. The record is from RefSeq and is a predicted model, not a curated record. Gene Ontology annotation, biological process: G protein-coupled dopamine receptor signaling pathway; G protein-coupled receptor signaling pathway. Gene Ontology annotation, cellular component: heterotrimeric G-protein complex; cytoplasm.
AAGGUAUGAAGCCUGGAGGUAAAAACAGUCACGGCUUAAACACUUUGCUAAGAAGCUUACUGUUCCCUCUCUGUCCCUCACUGUCAAUCCUCUUCACUGCAAAACUCCUCUCACAUCUCCAGGUACCUGCUGUACGGAGGGAAAUAUUCUCUUGUAAGGUGGGUCGGUGAUCUCCUGCAGCCAUGUGUGACCAGACGUUUGUGGCGGCCACCUUCGGCCCGUGCGACAGCUGUGGAACCGCCAGUCCUCUGAUGAACAUCUACAUCAAGAACGAGCCCAUCAACUAUUGCUCCUUCUGCAUGGAAGUGAUGGCCUGUCAGGGGCUGCAGAAAGGAGAAACUCUGGCGACCCUGAAGAAGGAAUGCGAGAGUCUGAAGAAGAAGCUGGAGGAGGAUCGAGGAAAACUCAACGACGUGGAGCUGCAUCAGGUGGCAGAGAAGGUGGAGGUGGUGGGAGCUCUGUCCAUAAAGACCAGACGUGUGCUGAAGGGUCACACUAACAAGGUGCUGUGUAUGGACUGGUGCAAAGACAAACGUCGCCUGGUUAGCUCUUCACAGGAUGGGAAAGUGAUCGUUUGGGAUGGAUUCACUCUCAAUAAGGAGCAUGGGAUGUCUAUGCCAACUACAUGGGUCAUGGCGUGUGCUUAUGCUCCCUCAGGUUGUGCUGUAGCAUGUGGUGGCCUGGAUAACAAAUGCUCCGUGAUCCCGCUGUCACUGGACAGUAAUGAGAACUGUGCUGCAAAGAAGAAAACGGUCGCCAUGCACACCAACUACAUAUCUGGAUGCACCUUCACCAACUCUGACAUGCAGCUCUUGUCCUGCAGUGGUGACGGCACAAGUGCCCUGUGGGAUGUGGAGAGUGGGCAGUUGCUGCAGAGUUUCCACGGUCACACAUCUGAUAUCUUAUCGCUGGACCUCGCUCCGUCUGAGACUGGAAACACUUUUGUCACUGGGGGCUGUGAUAAGAAGGCCAAUGUGUGGGACAUGCGCUCCGGACAGAACAUUCAGUCCUUUGAGUGCCACGAGUCUGACAUCAACUGUGUAAAGUACUACCCCAGUGGAGACGCAUUUGCAUCUGCUUCAGAUGAUGCCACAUGCCGUUUCUUUGAUUUGCGAGCUGACCGUGAAGUCGCCGUCUUCCAGAAGGACAGUAUUGUAUUUGGUGCUUCUACUGUGGACUUCUCUCUGAGCGGUCGCCUGCUUUUCGCUGGGUAUAACGACUACACUAUAAAUGUGUGGGACGUUUUGAAAGGAACUCGUAUUUCCAUGAUGUUUGGCCAUGAGAACCGCGUCAGCAGGGUCAGAUUGUCACCUGAUGGCACGGCGCUCUGUUCGGCUUCCUGGGACAACACCUUGCGGAUUUGGGCCUAGAGUCUUUAUCGCGGUUUUGGUCCAGUGAAGACAGAAGCUUUCUGUGACGGCCGAUACUGAAAUCACCUCCACUGUAGCAGUGUGUUUAAACACACUUUCAGUCUGGGGAACACACAGGAGCACAAACAUAAAGCCUCUGAAUGAGAAUGCAUCCAAGUAUCAUAACCAUAGAGUGGGUGUUCAUUUAAACUGAAAGUGAAACAAGUUUGGAUUCCCAGGCUUUGUUACUGUUAGCUUGAGGACUGAGGUGUAAUUAUACAUGUUGUUACAAAUAGAGGGAGAAAUAAUGAUGUGUAAAGAGCCAGACUGACUUGUAGAGAUCGUCAGCAUGACUAAUAUGCCGUGUAGCUCUACAGACAAUACACGGAUUAUCUUGUAAAUUAUGUACGUUAGUCUACUACCCCAAUGCUGUCGAGAGUCAUGCUGUAGGUGUACUCACUGUUAUUAUCAUUACCAUCCCUGCAUGCAUUAUCUGAACGACGACAGCUUUAAAUGUAACCGUGACUUUUUCUUAUUUCAAAACACAUGCAGCUCAACAGCUUAGGGCAAUUUCUUGUAAGAAAAAUAAAGAUUUUGAGUAUUUUA